Molecule: messenger RNA, 858 nt
Organism: Bathycoccus prasinos
Lineage: Eukaryota; Viridiplantae; Chlorophyta; Mamiellophyceae; Mamiellales; Bathycoccaceae
Exons: 2
Coding region: 1-858 (285 amino acids)
Biological process (GO): ribosomal small subunit assembly; cytoplasmic translation
Cellular component (GO): ribosome; 90S preribosome; cytosolic small ribosomal subunit
Molecular function (GO): structural constituent of ribosome
Source: RefSeq, a predicted model, not a curated record
AUGGUGCAAAUGUCACAAAAAGAACAAGACAUCCAGAUGAUGUUGGCGGCUGGAUGCCACUUGGGGACCAAGAACGUCAACUUUCAAAUGGAAAGAUACGUGUACAAGCGCAGAAACGACGGCAUUCACGUGAUCAACCUCGGGAAAACGUGGGACAAGCUCAUGAUGGCUGCACGCAUCAUCGUCGCCACGGAAAACCCAGCGGACGUCAUCUGUCAAUCUGCAAGACCGUACGGUCAAAGAGCGGUUUUGAAGUUUGCGCAAUACACGGGCGCGAAAGCCAUCGCGGGGAGACACAUGCCGGGGACGUAUACGAACCAGAUUGACUCUGAAUUUAGAGAGCCGAGAGUGGUGAUCAUGACGGACCCGAGAACGGAUUCGCAGCCGAUUUCUGAGACCGCGUACGUGAACUUACCGGUCAUUGCGUUUUGCGACACGGACUCUCCGUUGCAAUACGUGGACGUCGCGAUUCCGGCGAACAACAAGGCGAAGCAUUCCAUCGGUUGCUUGUAUUACUUGUUGGCGAGAAUGGUUUUGCAAAUGCGCGGUUCCGUGAGCUUACAAAACCCGUGGGACGUCAUGGUGGAUUUGUUCUUCUACAGAGACCCGGAGGAGUUGGAAGCGAAGGAAGAGGAGCAAGAAGCGGCGAAAGCGGCAGCCGCGGCGACUGGUACGGAAGGGGCUGGGUACGACGCCAGCGCCGGUUACGCGCAAGACUCGUGGGACGAGCAACAAGGCGGCCAAGGCGGGCAAUACGCGCCGGUGAGUGGCAACUGGGACCAAGCGCCGGCCCCGACUGGAUGGGAUCAGCAACAAGGCGGCGACUUUGGCGCUGGGUAUGCCCCGAGUGGCUAUUAA